This is a messenger RNA of Effrenium voratum, 2279 nucleotides long. NCBI's taxonomy places the organism in Eukaryota, Dinophyceae, Suessiales, Symbiodiniaceae. The record is from the annotation of a GenBank genome assembly.
AGGGCGUCUCUCUAAACGAUUUGUGCCCGCCCGGGCGCCGCAUCGCGCCUCGCCUGGGUGCCGCAAGCCAUGGCAAGGGCCCACCUGCUGACAGCGGAGGGAUUCGAAGAUCCCAAAGCCUUCGUCGCUGAGUUGACGCGACAGACCUACGCUGUGGUGGCCGCGAAAGACGCCGGAAGGAACUGGCGCUUUCACCCUGCGGCCAAGACUGUGCAGCGGGGGGCGCGAUUGCUGGGCAGCAGCGCGGAGAAGGAAGGCUUCGCUUGGAGCUACAAGCGCCAGGCGGUAAAGGAGCGCACCCAGGUCCGGCGGAGCUGCCAAGGCAAAUGCCACAUGGACCUAGACUUAGAGGCGUUGGAGGCGUUGGAGGGCGAGCAGCUCAUGCUGAGCUGCUUCGACUGCCUGGAGCUGGUGGCGCAACGCGCCUUUGAGGCCUACUGCUUGGCGGAGAAUCUCGAGGUGCAGCAGGCGGCGCAGGCCUUCGGAGACUUCUCCUUAGGCGUCGACCGAGGCAAGGGCAAGUCGGUGCUGAAUCUUUACCACUACUUCAGCGGAGUGGAGGAGGAGCCCUGCCGGGCCCACUGCGACCCCGGGCUCCUCACCGUCCUCUGCCGCAGCUCCGGCCGCGGCCUCGAGGCCCAGCGGCCCAUCGCAGCCUCGUGCACCCCCGGGCGCCCGGCGGCCUACGAGGAGGUGUGGCAAGACAUGGAGGCGCUCAUGGAUGCCGCGACGCAGGAGCUCGAGGAUGCAGUGCCCUUCCUUGUGAUCACCGGUGAGACCUUGGAGCGCCUCAGCGGGAACUGCCAUCCCGCCUGCCUGCACCGCGUGGCUCACACGGACGCGCCACGGUUCAACGUGGCCUUCGAGCUGCGGCCGAGGUGCAACGUUUGGCAUCCCUGGGCGACUUCUUUGGCGCAUGCAGCCUUAGACAUGGACAGAGAAGCAGACGAGAACGGAAGAAACCUCUUGAACAACAAGGGAACCUGUUUGCUCCGCUUGAAAGCAGAGGACAAGGAACUCAUCGACCUCAUGACCAUGCUGGCGAAGGCCGCCGGCUGGGACGAAGAGCAACGGCUUGGGGUCUUGCCCGAUGACAUCCUGAACCACCUCACUACUGUCGAGUACGACAGCAUUAACACUCCAACUGUGGAUCAGGGACAAAACUAUGCUGAGGUCUAUGUGGGGCUGACCUUGGAGGAGCCACGACGAAGGCUGUGGAUCUUGCUGGGCCUGGCAGUUUUUGAGCUAUGGCGACGUGAGUCGGAGUCCAGGGCCUUCGUGACCGAGAAGAUAGCCUCUUCGGACCUCGACGACGAUGAGCCGGACAAAAGAGGGCCGCUGGGCUGGUUGCACUACGAUGUGAUCUUGGCGUCCCGAACCUCUUACCCCGUCGCCUUGAUGAUUGGCUUUACCUGCUACGGCAAUGUGAUGCUGCGCAAGGAGUGUGGCGACAAGCGAUAUCCCUCGUGGAUCUUCGGCUGGCUGCUGGGCAUGGUGUGCUACACUUACCCAGGGGCUAUCUUCUCGGACCUCGUGUUCGUGUCCGGCGCGCCCCAGCGUGCCCUGAGCAACGACAACAUCUUCUUGUGCUUCAGCUUCUGGUACCUCGUGGUACAGUACUCUGACACGGCCUAUCGGCUCCUGCAGCAGCAGCACGUCUUCAUUUGGCUCACCACCUGGUGGCUGGCGGACGCCACCCGGGCCUCGCUGCUGUUCCUGGAGCGUGCCGUGGCCAUCCAGCCAGUGUUCGCGCGGGGCGUGUGGCAGGCCUUCGUGUGGUGCGUCGCGGGGCCCACCGCCCGGCUCGUUGAGAAGAGCAUUCGCGGCGUGCCGGUGCCAACUUUGGACAAGGUGCAGCCCAAUAGCAUGAACAUCCUGAAGUUCCCGCUCAUCGCGAUGUUCUGGAACAUGAUUUUCUACAUGGUCUACUUGGCGUAUUUGACGGAUUGCCAGUUCUUGAGCGCCACGCCUAAGAUGGACAUGGUCGAAUGCGGGGCGGCGCAUGAGGACUUCUACGGGUUUUGCACCUAUCUGCCCUGCGUGAUGCACUUGUGCCGAGCGUACUGGGCCAUGUACUCACAAGGAGGUCUUGUCAUCUUCGGGGACGGCUUCUGCAUGGGUCGCAGCCACGUGCUGCCAAAGUGAGUCGAAACGGACCUUCGCCCAGCCGGAUACAGCGAAUCAGCUACCCCCCCCGGUCCCCCCAGCCGGUUGGGGGAAAAGAUAGCCAGGGGACAUCAGGGGACCAUCCCCAAGACAUGAUUUGGUUCACCUCAGAG